GUUCCUUUGCACGAAUAUGGUCAUGGUGUUUCGACUCGUUUGACAGGUGGAUCUUUGGCGCCUUUGUGCAUGUCGGGCCAUGAAACUAGAGGUAUGAGCGAAGGUUGGUCCGACAUAUUUGCCAUGAUCGUGACUGCCAAAGAAUCCGACAAAGCCGAUACGCCAGUUAUCCUUGGAGCGUAUGUUAUUAAUAAACCCGAAGGUAUUCGCUCGCAUCCUUACACUACGGACAUGAAAAUCAACCCUUUGACAUAUGGCGACCUUAAAACCCGCACAGAGCUGCACGAGGCUGGUGAGGUGUGGGCAGCCAUGCUUUGGGAAGUUUACUGGAACUUGGUCACCAAGAGUGGAUUUUCUACCAAUCUCUACGAUGCCAAGGGCAAGGCUGGCAACAUUGUUGCUAUGCAGAAUGUGAUGGGUGGAUUGAUGCAUCAGCCAUGCAGUCCUAGCUUGGUCAAUGCUCGUGAUGCCAUUAUUGCGUCCGAUGCAGCCUAUUAUAAUGGGGCCAACAAGUGCGAGAUUUGGAAGGGAUUCGCCAAACGUGGUCUGGGAGUAAAUGCA
Molecule: messenger RNA, 561 nt
Organism: Batrachochytrium dendrobatidis JAM81
Lineage: Eukaryota; Fungi; Chytridiomycota; Chytridiomycetes; Rhizophydiales
Exons: 1
Molecular function (GO): metalloendopeptidase activity; zinc ion binding
Source: RefSeq, a predicted model, not a curated record